AAACCUUCGUAGGGGCAUCUUUAUAUACAACACAAUCAAAAAAAAUCACCAACAUCUGCAUUUACGUCAUGCAUCCUUGUGUUUUUAUAGUUUUCUCACUUUUCUUGCUAUGCCUACAGAAUACAACUGCAAACCAAUUGGUAACACUGAGAGGAGGAGGAGAUGCUAAUGGUGUUAUCAGAAACAAGUGUUUGGAUAAGGAGAGAGAUGCUCUCCUUCAAUUCAAAGCAAACCUUCAUGACCCUGAUGGUAGUCUCUCUACGUGGAGACCUGAAGAUGAUGACUGCUGUGCAUGGGAAGGAGUCUGGUGCGACAGCCAAACAGGUCAUCAUGUCACAGAUCUUUAUUUGUCCGAUGCUGGUCUUGUAGGUGAGAUUAGCCAUUCGUUGGUUAACUUAACCUACUUGAAUUGUCUUGAUCUUUCCUCCAAUUCUUUUCAUGGAACCAUUCCCAUGUUCAUUGGUUCCUUGACCGAAUUAAGGUACCUUGACCUCUCAGGUAACUCUUUUUAUGGAAUCAUUCCUCCAGAGUUUGGAAACCUCACAAAAUUGCAGCGGCUUUCCCUUCAAGAUGUUGGAAGAUGUAGAGUUGAAAACCCACAGUGGUUGUCUUCUUUAUCUCACUUGAAGGAACUUGAAGUGGAUGGGAUUUCCCUUGCCAAAGCAAACCAGUGGGUAAAUGUGAUUUUGAAUCUACCAAAACUAUCAGAUUUAAGUUUAGAUGGAUGUGAGCUGUCACAGGUCAUGUAUCCAUAUUCUUCUUCAUUUCUCAACUCUUCUUCCUCAUCUAUUGAAUUCCUUUCUCUCAGAAACAACAAUCUCACCUCAUCCAUGUAUCAUUGGAUGUUCCCAUUAACAAGCAAUAAGCUUCGCUUUCUUGAUCUGUCUAGCAACAUGUUGGAUGGGAUACCCAAAUAUCUUGGUAACCUCUGUAGUUUGGAAACUUUGUACUUCAAUAACAACUCUGCUGUUGUCAAAGUUCCUGAUUUUCUUAACAACUUGUCGUCUGGAUGCUCAUUCCUAACAUUUCAAGACUUGUCUAUUCGAAGAAGCCAAUUUACAGGGUCAUUGUCUGAUGAGAUCCAAAAGUUUUCAUCCCUAUCGUUUCUGGAUCUAUCAGAUAAUCAAAUAAAUGGAGCCAUAAGCGAGAAAUUGUGGGAACUACCCUUGCUUGAAAAGAUUGACCUUUCUCAAAAUCAUCUUAGUGGUACCAUCUCUAAAAACAUUGGAAAGUCUAAGGCUCUUUAUAUAAAUCUUUCAAAAAACCCACUCCAAGGAGUUCCUUCCACAGAUCAUAUGUCAAACCUUUCUUAUGUAAAGCAUAUUGAUCUGCGUUCUUGCAAGCUAGGGCCUCACUUCCCCAUAUGGAUGAAAAAACUGGAAAAUCUUACCCGUCUUGAUAUUUCCAAUACUAGUAUUUCAGACACAGUUCCUCCAGAGUUUUGGAAAAUGAAAUUCGACUAUUUGAAUCUUUCUUCCAACAAUAUCAGUGGGAAAAUACCAGAUUUAUCAUUAAUUCUUGGAUACACUCCAGCGAUGGAUUUGAGUUCCAACAACUUUGAUGGUCCAAUCCCGCACCUUCCUUCCAGUUUGACAUCAUUAAAUCUUUCCAGAAACAAAUUCUCUGGAGGUAUCUCCUUCUUAUGCCAAAUUGUCGACGGGUUAUUGGAAUUUCUUGACAUCUCCCAUAACUCUCUAACCGGACAACUUCCAGACUGUUUGUGGCACUUCAAAGAACUAAAAAUUCUUAAUCUAGGACACAACAAUCUAUCUGGAAGGCUUCCUCCCUCUAUUAGAUCUUUGAUAGAACUGGAGGUGUUGUAUUUAUACAAGAACAACUUCUCCGGAGAAUUGCCAUUGUCUCUAAAGAAUUGCACCAAGUUAAACUUCUUGGAUUUGGGGGCCAACAGAUUCUCUGGUAAUGUGCCUGCUUGGAUCGGGGAAAACUUAUCGGGAUUGUAUGGUCUUAUCCUAAGAUCAAACAACUUCUUCGGAACCAUCCCUUUACAAUUAUGUCAGUUACCAAAUCUUCAAAUUUUAGAUUUUUCUAGGAACAAUCUCCAUGGAAGCAUCCCCUCAUGUUUGAGUAAUCUUACAAGAAUGGCUCAAGAAGGAUUCUUACCGCCACCAAAUGUGCAUCCUUAUGCAUUUCGAUUUGCAAACUUUGCAAAAUUUAAUCUUCCAUAUCCGAAUGAAGAGGAGUAUGUUGACCAUGCGAUGAUCGAGUGGCAAGGAGAUGAGCGUGAAUUCACCCAUAAUCUGGGAUUGUUGAAGAGCAUUGACCUCUCAAGCAACAAUUUAACAGGAAACAUCCCACAUGAACUCACCAAUCUUCAUGAACUGCUUGCCCUCAACUUGUCAAAAAACGCUCUACUUGGAGAGAUUCCACAGAAAAUUGGUCAGAUGAAAAAGCUUUUAACUUUGGAUAUAUCUAGAAAUAAUCUAUCAGGAGGGAUACCAUCAAGCAUGUGUCAGAUGACUUUUUUGGGUUACCUAAAUGUGUCAUCUAAUAACUUGUCAGGUAGAAUCCCAUCUAGCACUCAACUCCAGUCGUUUCAACCUUCAAGCUACGAUGGAAAUGCAGGACUGUGUGGACCUCCUCUUUUUAGAAAAUGUACAGGAGAUGAAGAAUCACAAGUACCAUCAGUUGUUUGUAAAAGUGAGGGUGAUGAAGAUUGGAGAUGGUUCUAUAUCAGUGGGGCUGCUGGUUUUGUUACUGGCUUUUGGAUAGCAUGUGGAACUCUACUUCUCAACCAUCGUGGGAGACGUGCAUUUUUUCACUUUUAUGAUAGCUUCAGGGAUUGGGUUUAUCAGGAGGUGGUGGUGUUCAUUACAAAAUUGCGGAGGAUUGAACGUAUGUGAUUGUCUAUAUUUAAUUAUUCUUUCCUGUUUUGUAUGUUUGCUUCAUAAACCUAUUAGUGUUCUUAGUUCGGACUAGAGGUAUGGUAAUGUAAGAUCCAUUGUUUUAAAACUCUUCAGAAGCGUAAGCCUUGAGGUGAACCGUAGAUGAAUCAGUAGAGGCGGUACGUUUUUCAGAAGCGUACGCCUUGAUUUUUAGCCAAAUUUGACUUAUUUUGACUUUUUCUUUUCCAAUCCCACCUGGUCUUCUUCUCA
Messenger RNA from Lactuca sativa (garden lettuce), 3113 nucleotides. Lineage: Eukaryota; Viridiplantae; Streptophyta; Magnoliopsida; Asterales; Asteraceae. The record is from RefSeq and is a predicted model, not a curated record.